Asterias rubens (European starfish) is the source of this 1728-nucleotide messenger RNA. Its product is annotated as polypeptide N-acetylgalactosaminyltransferase 16-like. Gene Ontology annotation, cellular component: Golgi apparatus. Bases 51 to 1508 code for a protein of 485 amino acids. The record is from RefSeq and is a predicted model, not a curated record. NCBI's taxonomy places the organism in Eukaryota, Metazoa, Echinodermata, Asteroidea, Forcipulatida, Asteriidae. The transcript has 14 exons.
AAGUGUUCCAAGUUGUCCGAUCUGGGGUGCUGGAUGUUGAUAACUACCUCAUGGGUAAUCGUGGCAACUCCGAUGAUGAUAACUACAAGAGACAUGCCUUCAACGAAGCGAGGAGUAACAGUAUACCCAUCGAUAGAGACAUUCCCGACACAAGAAAUUUUAAGUGCCAAAGUAUAGACUACAGUAAAGACACCCUUCCACCUACUUCAAUAAUUAUUACAUUCCACAACGAGGCAAGGUCCACGUUACUUAGAACAAUAGCAAGUGUAUUAAACAGAAGUCCUCCACAUCUUAUCAAGGAGAUCAUUUUAGUUGAUGACUUUAGUGAUGAUCCUGAAGAUGCUGAGCUUCUUAGCCAAGUCCCAAAGGUGAAAGUACUACGCAACAAGAAGAGAGAAGGUCUAAUACGCUCGAGAGUUCGAGGGGCCGAUGCAGCGACCAGCAGUAUUCUAACAUUUCUUGAUAGUCAUUGCGAAGCAAAUGUAGACUGGCUACCUCCCUUAUUGCACAGAGUCCAUCAGGAUUCUACCCGUGUUGUGAGUCCAAUCAUAGAUGUCAUCAAUAUGGAUACUUUUCAGUACAUUGGGGCUUCUCCAGACUUACGAGGAGGUUUUGACUGGAGUUUACACUUUAAGUGGGAGCACAUGCCCGUGGACCAGCGAUCAAAAAGAAAAAGCUCUCUUGAGCCAAUCAGAACACCCAUGAUAGCUGGUGGACUGUUUGUUAUCAACAAAGGCUGGUUCAACAAACUUGGAAAAUAUGACACAGAGAUGAAUAUAUGGGGAGGAGAAAACUUUGAAAUAUCUUUCCGAGUUUGGCAAUGUGGUGGUUCCUUGGAGAUUAUACCUUGUAGCCGAGUCGGCCAUGUUUUCCGCAAGAAGCACCCGUACACCUUUCCAGAUGGAAAUGCUAAUACAUAUAUCAGAAAUACGAGAAGGACCGCUGAGGUAUGGAUGGAUGAAUACAAACAGUACUUUUACAAUGCCAGGCCCUCGGCCAGAGGAAAACCUUUUGGAAACGUGGAAAGCAGAAAAGAAUUGAGAAAUCAGUUACACUGCAAAUCGUUCCACUGGUAUCUUAAAAACAUCUAUCCAGAGUUAAGAAUUCCUGCUCCAGGAAAUGUGCAAUAUGGGAAGCUACAGCAGGGGGAGUUAUGUCUGGACUCGGCCCCUAAAACAACCGGAACCACGUGGGCUCCAUCUAUUAUACCAUGUGAAUUCCAGGACGAAAACCAGGCGUGGUCUUUAACGAAGGAAGACACCGUUCAGCAGCAGUUCAAGUGUCUUACAGUCAGCUCGUCUGUGCCUGAUACGAGAGUUUAUCUUACAUCUUGCCAAAGCAACGAAAUUAAACAGAAGUGGACAAGAGAGGGCAGCAGACUGAGACAUCAGUUGAGUGGUCUGUGCUUGGACCAUUUACCACAGAGGGGGCUAGUAGUAAGACACUGCAGCAAUGACUCUGAUACACAAGUGUGGACCUUCAAGCCUUCAAAGACAGCAAAGUACUGAUGUCAAGCCCCAGUGAGGUCAUACGCCUCAUGUGGUAGUUGAGCUGCAGUGUGUUAAGGUGAAUCUGGAGGAAGGUUAUACACGAAUACAGUGAGGAUAAAUGAGGUAAACCUUAAUGAGUUAGACCUUUCUUAACUGAUAACCCUUUGUUAUUAAAGGCACUGGACACCUUCCGUAAUUGUCAAUGACCAGUAUUCUUACUUUGUAUCCCCCAACAUAU